AAACGUUGGCGAGCACGCGCCCGACAUUCGGCUUGCAAUCUGCGGGAAGCGGCGCGGCGCAGCAAAGACGGGCGGUUGGCUUUAAAGCUGCGCGUCGCGUAGCAUGAUUGGCUGCAUUUCAUCGCUCGCUUUUUGCAUCUCGCACUCCGCCUGCGCCAGCGGGCAGCUCGUGUUUAGAGGGGUAGUCGAGAGGACGAUUUUCGCCCCAACAAAAAUGAGCUCGACUAACAGCGGGGUUCCAUUGGAGUCAAAACACCAAAACGGAAGCACCGCUGUCGUUGGGCCGUGUCUGGGAAGCCCCAGGUUGGCGAUGGCAUCACAAAUUUUGAGAAAAGCCUUGCAAGACUGUCCGGGUUGAGAGUUGAGAUCUAGACAUUUGUCAUCGUCCCAUCGCCCUGAAGAUUUAACAUACAGGAUUGAUAAAUCUCC
Lasiosphaeria miniovina is the source of this 429-nucleotide messenger RNA. RefSeq lists its product as uncharacterized. The record is from RefSeq and is a predicted model, not a curated record. The coding region runs from base 104 to 358 and encodes 84 amino acids. The transcript has a single exon. NCBI's taxonomy places the organism in Eukaryota, Fungi, Ascomycota, Sordariomycetes, Sordariales, Lasiosphaeriaceae.